AACAGUUUCCGGCAGCCGGAUGCCGGAUCCCAUCCCCGCUCCAUUGCAGAAGGAGAAAAGAAAGGCUAGCAGGAUGCAUCUGGCCAGGAGGGUAGGAUCGUACGGUACCUGGAUUCUUUGUCCCAUUCCGCGUUCAAUUCGACCCAGGAUGCCUUUCGUCACGGUUAACGAUAGAUCUCUGUACUACUUCCUGAGGAGGCCGGAGGUUUCUAAUGAGACAUUGACACUGGUCUUUAUCCCUGGGCUAGGGUCAUCGAGUUCGUUCUACGCUACUAUAAUUCCCUACCUUGUCGAAGCAGGAUUUACCUGUCUUUCCAUAGACACACAUGGUAAGUGAUACUUAGUGGACCUAUACCGCAUGCCUAACUUGAGACAGGAAGCGGGCUCUCGGCAUAUACGGGCCAGCAGACGAGCAUGAAAUCAAUCGCCCAUGAUGUAACAGCAGUGUUAUCUUCUUUGGAUAUAUCUCCGGAUAGAACAGUCGCCGUCGGGCAUUCCAUGGGAGGCAUGGUAGUCGGAGAGUUAGCCGCGAAGCUUCCACUCCGCGGAGCAGUUUUGAUCGGGCCUGUAGAACCGAGCCCACAGGCUGCAGAAGUCUUCAGCAAGAGAAUGGAAGCCGUGCGGAAGAGUGAGCUGACCUUGCUUCAGCUGUGCUAUACUGGCUCGCUGACAGGAAAUGCUCUAGAUGGCAUGGAAAUCAUGGCAGACACGAUCCCUGCUGCUGCUACGGGGUCGAAGUCUACGCCAACACACCGUGCAUUUAUCCGGGCGCUUCUCCUUGCUCAGGAUCCAAAAGGAUACGCAUCCCUCUGUCGAGCUAUUGCCGAUGCAGAGAGACCUCCCUAUUCCCGUGCCACUUGUCCGGUGUUGGCCAUCGUCGGAGAAGAGGAUAAGACGGCACCCGCAGAGGGGGUUCGGAAUAUCCUGCAAAGCUGGAACGGUCCACGAGACAUUACGAGCUUGCCCCGUGUUGGUCAUUGGCACUGCAUUGAAGCUGCGGAGGAAGUUAGAUCGACCGUAUUGGACUUUGUCGGCCAGGUUCUGGGCUUCAAGGGAAAGUACAGCAGUAACCGGAGCACGGAAUACGAUAUAGGCUCUUAG
Monascus purpureus is the source of this 1101-nucleotide messenger RNA. The record is from the annotation of a GenBank genome assembly. Lineage: Eukaryota; Fungi; Ascomycota; Eurotiomycetes; Eurotiales; Aspergillaceae.